Morone saxatilis (striped sea-bass) is the source of this 6599-nucleotide messenger RNA. It is a transcript of the gene lmtka, whose product is annotated as apoptosis-associated tyrosine kinase a. NCBI's taxonomy places the organism in Eukaryota, Metazoa, Chordata, Actinopteri, Moronidae. Bases 776 to 5401 code for a protein of 1541 amino acids. The transcript is spliced from 12 exons. Gene Ontology annotation, biological process: peptidyl-tyrosine autophosphorylation; brain development. Gene Ontology annotation, molecular function: ATP binding; protein tyrosine kinase activity. The record is from RefSeq and is a predicted model, not a curated record.
GCACCAGGACCUAAGAGCGGGGAGGGGAGGCUUGAGAUAGGGGUGGUGAGUGUGUAUGACAGAGGUCUUUUCUGCAUCUGACAGAGCAGUGUUUGUGUCCUGUUUGGCUGAGGAAUGCUGCUGUCCUGGGUGACAGGGGGGCAUUAUGUGGGCCUUAUGUCACUACUGGGUGUCUUGAAGCUGCACACAGAGCUGGCGCGUCAAACGGCACACUACCAACAUGCGUGACGGUCACAUCAGGCGUGAUCCAUGACCGGAGAAUCUCAGCGGCCAGGCCAGAUCUCCUUUGCAGAACCUUCGGCAGACUGGUCCGUGAGAAGUUUCUCUCUUGCUCGGUUGACUGUAGAUUUAAACAUAGUCUGUAUAGGAACCAAGGAUUUCGGUGUUUGCUCGACAGCUGGAGAGCUCCAGACGAGGACAGUGUGUGUGUUUGUGUGUGUCCCAGUUGGAGAAUGAGCUCGGUGGAGAUGGGGAAAAGGCAGCGUGGCAAGCUUGUUCAGCUGUGUGAGGGCUCCGAGGGUUAAAUCCUGCCGAGGCUCUCUCACACACACACUGCGACCGUGGACUCUUUCUCACAUACACACAAUGAGGCUAAGACGCCUGGGGUUGGGGCUGGGGCCAUGGGCUCUCGGUUCUCACACUCUGAACCAGUACUUCAUCCCUGCCUGGGACUUGGAUUCAGUCCCUAUCACGGUGCUCAGAGUGGCUGGCCGCUCCUUUGCUCCGCCAGCAUCAUCAUCUGUCCACUCACCAUCAUCAUUUCCGUUCAUUAAAUAUGAGGAUCCAUGGAGUCCAGCUUCUGAAAUCAUCAGACCUUGGCCGCCAUAGUCUACUGUAUCUAAAGGAGAUUGGACACGGUUGGUUUGGCAAGGUCCUGCUGGGUGAAGUCAAUGCGGGCCUCAGCACCACCCAGGUGGUGGUGAAAGAGCUGAAGGCCAGCGCCAGUGUCCAGGAUCAGAUGCAGUUCCUGGAGGAGGUGCAGCCAUACCGAACCCUCCAGCACCCUGCCCUACUGCAGUGCCUGGCACAGUGCUCAGAGGUCACUCCUUAUCUGCUGGUCAUGGAGUUUUGCCCUCUGGGUGAUCUGAAGAGCUACCUGCGCAGUUGUCGUGUGGCUGACUCUGAGACUCCUGACCCUUUGAUCCUCCAGCGAAUGGCAUGUGACAUUGCCUCAGGGCUUCUGCACCUCCACAAAUACAACUUUAUACACAGUGACUUGGCUUUGCGAAACUGCUUGCUUACUUCAGAAAUGUCAGUUAAGAUCGGAGACUAUGGCCUUUCUCACAGCCGAUACAAGGAUGAUUACUACGUAACACAAGACCAGAUCUGGGUGCCUCUGCGCUGGAUUGCACCUGAGCUCAUAGAUGAGGUCCAUGGCAACCUGCUGGUCGUUGAUCAAACAAAAUCUAGCAACAUAUGGUCAUUGGGGGUGACUGUGUGGGAGCUGUUGGAGCUGGGAAACCAGCCGUAUAGACAUUACUCUGACAGACAGGUGCUGACAUAUGCUGUGAAGGAACAACAGCUCAAACUACCCAAACCCAGGCUCCAAUUCCCCCUGGCUGAGCGCUGGUAUGAGGUGAUGCAGUUCUGCUGGCUGCAGCCAGAGCUGAGACCCAGCAGUGAGGAAGUGCACCUUCUGGUCACAUACUUGUGUGCCAAAGGCUCCAGUGAGGCUGAGGAAGACUUUGAACAACGUUGGAAUGCCUUGAGACCCAACCUGCUCGGUAGCACCUCCCAUACAACGACAUCCACAGCACUGAACCUGACCCCUACACCUGCCUCAGCUGACGACCCCAGUGCAGAACAAACUCAGGCAGUGGAGCUGGCUUCCUCUGCCUCGUCCUCCUUCCCUCUCCUAGAGCACUUCUCUGAUAGCUACCACUCUGACACAGGGGACGACCUACUCACUGUCACAGAGACCAGUCAUGGUCUCAACUUUGAGUACAAGUGGGAGCAGGCCCGAGCUGAGCAGCCCUACUGCUCCUCCUCCACCAGUGGGCCACUGGGCCAGGGGAACCCUCAUUACCAGGAUAUCUACUAUUCAAGUAAAGGAAGCAUCUCAGGGGGCUGCAAGACUGACAGUCUGACCUCAGGCAUAUCCCCAUCUUACUUUGAACCUGAACACCCGGGUGUGGUCCCAGUGUUGAGUGCCCAUAGCCCCUCUGUCAGCAGCGAAUACUACAUUCGCAUAGAGGAACCAGUAGAGUGUAACAUUAACCUGGAUGACAGCAUAGUGGACUACAGCCCAGGACUGGAAGCUAGCAGCAGCAGAUUGUCCUCUGAGAGUCGGACUGGUUCAUCCUUGGCACAGCCCAGUGCUUACUGGGCAACUGCUGACAACACUAAGUCUACUGCCUAUGACUCUGAUUCAAGCCCCACUGUCCAACUAACCAUGGAGCCACUGCUGAGACAGGCAUCCAACACCAGUCCUGUAAAGCUAGGCCACUCGCACAACUGCUUCUCAUCCAGUCAGGAUGACAUGGUCUACUGUGAACAGUCAUCAGCAUACACGACACGCCGCCAAUCAUUUCUGUCUGAACUGGACACAUCGCCAGAGUCCAGAUCAAACCUUGUCCAUCCAGCAGGGCAUUUAGAAAACCCACGCAGUUUGUCAAAAGCAGUGAGCAGCCCCAGCUUAGGGUUUUGCGAUCCCUACCUUGAAGCAAGCACAGGUCGUAGCACCGUUAAUGAAAGUUGCCAUAAUAUGAUAGGUCCCAUCAGAAAGACACUACCAAUUGUUAACCACAUUAGCAUAGAUGUAGGGACAGACGACGGCCUGCUGGUGGGCCAGCAGAGAGGUGAAGACAUUGAGGAUGACCUUUUCUCUGAAGGAGAGCCCACUAACUGGACUUCAAACCAUUCAGCAAACAAUAAUAGCUUGAGCUUUGACAGCAGGCAGACAGGCAGUGGGCAUGACGGCUAUCUGGACCUUCAAUAUACUGAUCACUCUAACACAAACGAAUUAUGGUCUUUAACCAAGGCCACCACCAGAACCUUCCACAGCUCCAGGUCUUGUGGCACCUCGGAAGCAGAAGGAGAAGACUAUGGUUCUAAUGCUGCUAGCAAAACCACUGAAUUAGGUUCAUACAUUUACUUAUAUCACAAAGAAAGAGAGGAAUCUGCCACUAAAGUGGAAAGGAACUUAACUGCAGAAAAUCUAAGAAAUUCUCUUACCAGCUCAAGUAUACAUGCCAGGGGUAUAGAGGGUGGAAAAAUUGAGGGAAAAUACGAAAAGCAAUUGUUGCUUAAUGGAGAGAGACUGUACUCUGAGCCUAAGAUGAUACCUGAGGCCAGCUAUAUAAAGUCCCCAUCCUUCAAUGAGCUUCAGACUGGUAAAACAGGAGCCUUAUCAGUCAAGCAGAGAGGUAAUAUCUGGGAGGGAGUUUCAGCAGGAAUCUCUAUUGGUCUAGGAGACAAGAGGCUAAACUAUCCAGAGACAUCAGAAAGUAGCAGAGCAUUGGACAGUGGUGUGGGGGUCAGAAACUCCAGCAUUAGCCUAGCUGAGCUUGGUGACUACAGUGAGGAUGAUGACGAUGACAUCACAGAUAUUACUUCAGGGAUCUUUGCUGACUUCAACCUGGACUAUGCUGAGGUAGAAGAUGAAGAGCUGAGCCCACUGAAGAAUUCAGAGAGAACCUCUGACUCUGUAGACACCCUUAACCUGUCCUCAUCAAUGGCAAGCACCUGUGAUCAGGGCUUCAGCCCUGAUCCCUUCAAUACCCCUGUCCUACCCAAAUCCCUGGACAGUGGCUAUGACACAGAGAACAACGAAUCUCCAGAGUUUAUCUUCAAAGAGCUUGGAGAUCCCCGGGGUGGUGAGAGGAGCCCAAGGCUUGGUGGAGAACCUGAACUAGUUCUGCAGGUGGGUUUAGGCCAAGGGGUCUGCACUUCCAAAAACACUUCAGAGCUACACUUAAAGGGCCUGACUGAUAAGAACCCAUACAGGGAUUCAGCCUAUUUCUCUGACUAUGAUGCUGAAAAUGAGAGGAGUCCUCAAGAGGAAGGCAGAAAGGUCUAUGCAGGUCCCCGUAACUUCACUGCUGAGAAAUUGAGCUCUAUUAAAGAUGACGAUUCUGUCAAAAGGCAGUUCAACCAUGAAGAUCAUUUAACAAAUCUGAGACACAUCAAAAAUUGUGUUUUGGUGAAUCUCUCAGAGGCUGACACUAGUUCCUCCCAUCCAAUUCCCACCCCUGGGUUGUCCAUGCUGUCACCCUUUCCUCCGCAGAUGGGCGGUUGCCUCACCAAAGAGUCUGCCCCUGCAGAUGAUGAUCUCGGGCUGGACACAGAGCACUCAGGAGAGGAGCCUUCCUCAGAGCUUAAUUCCUCCAUUGGGUCUGAACCCUCUUCCACUGUCCAGGAGGCCUCAGGAAACAAUGAGGAGGGGAACAGAAGAACAGAAGAUUGCUCCCCUGUCCAGUCUUUGCAUUCUGACUCCACUAUAAUUGAUUACAGAGAUGAAUCCCCCAAAGAAAAAGAAAAUGGUGAUGCAUCCACAGAGGAAGAAGAGCUGCCUGAAUUCAAUCAUGUCCAGGAAGAAACGGAGGACAAAAGGGAGGCUGUGAGAAUAAAUGAGGAAGAUUUUGAGGACAUAGAUGCUGAGGAAUGUGACUCACAGGACAGUUUAUGUGAAGAAUCCAACGGUCAUACUGACCUGUCUUCUUCCUCGUCAUUGUUGGAGCUGUGCGGAGAAGCAGUGAGAGCUCCGCUGGAGGAGGCAGAGGAUGAAGACGACUCAGAUGACAGUGAGUCUGAUGAAGAGUUGCGGACCUACAACAUUCAAGAUGAAGACAGUGAGGAGAGUGAGGAGGAUUUCACCACAGUGCCAGUGGUGGUAAGUGACUGCAGCAGGGCUAGACACCUCCGCAGCCUCCUGAAGAUGCCCACCCUGCUCACCCAGUCCUUCUGUGACGAGUUGGAGAGGAAGAAAAAAGCGGUGUCCUUUUUUGAUGAUGUUACAGUGUUCCUUUUUGACCAGGAGAGCCCCACAGGAGAGCUGGCUGACUUCGCCUUCUCCAUAGGAGCAGAGUCCAGUGAGCAGGAAUCUUCAGAGGAAAACACCUUAGACCACCUGCUGCAACUUGACCCUGAACCUGAAGCUGAACUUAAAACUCACUCCUGUGAAACAUACUGUGUUUCUGAAGAAAAAGAUGGAAACAACUCAGAAGAGGGUGGAGAAUAUGAAUGGAAAGAUGACCUCUCAUUUAAGCCGCGCACGUCCUCACCUGACACCAUCCAUGAGCCCAAGUCCUCACCCACAUCCACCUCCAACAGUCCUGAGGCUCCUAAACCAGCCGCUGUAGCACUUAACCGUUUUAUGGUUUCACGAUUCUCUAUCACACAUGUCUCUGACCCCCACAUGGCCUCAGCAACAGGGAGCAGUGAAGAUAGUCCAAAAGAUUGAGUGCCCUCUGGUUCUGACUGGAGGAGGAUGAGUCCUGGUCCUUCUUGACCCAGAAAAGCAGCAUUACUAUAUCUAGAUGUUUUACAGAGUUUUAUUUUUUAUCAAUGUUUGGGGCAUCUGACCCUGGUGACCCUUUAUGAGACAGUGCCUCAUAUUGUAGUGGAAGACCCUCAAUGAUUUGCACACUUUGUUUUUGUUUUUUAUUUUGUGAAGAAAGAACGAUAGCUGCUGGUAUGGCAACCUGACUGAGACAACACGGAGAGUUUUCAGAUCAUAUCCUUUGCAUAAAUAGAUAUCAUCAGUAUAUAAGUUUUAACAUGCAGUAUAUGACAAUAACUUAUUUGUUCAAUGCAGUAUAAAUUUUUUUGGUCACCUUACGGGUCAUUAAAUUAGUUAAUUUAGAAGAAAAAGAAAAAUAAGGAGAGAAAAACUAGUGAAAUGACAGGCUUCAUAGCUAUUCCUCUCGUUGGCUGCCUUGGUCCAUCUGCUUACCCUUGAUCUGGCAUUUUUAAAGACUGUUACAGCUCUCAUUGUUGGAGCCAGAGAACACUGCUUGCCUAUUGUCACAUAAGAAGAAAGCUGUGGUGGAUUUCCAAACACAUAAUCUGACUUUUUAACAGCCGUGGGUGGUGGUGAUGGUGUUUGAAGAUAGAGGUGCUGAAACUUAAUUUGUCCCUUCAUCCAAGUAAUUUCCAAAUCAUAUCGAUGACAGAACUCGGUGUGCUAUCUUAAAGGAAACAUAAUACAGUGUUCACUCCUUAAUUAUCACCACCACUCACUCUGGAUAACAGUGACCUAUAAUAUAUGUCUACAGUUACCAUAUCUGUCUGAAGCACUUUGUAUAGCUAAACUGGGUCUUUAUUUGUAGAAGUGAAGGUUUUUGUUGCUCUACAUCUCCCCAUCCCGGAAUGAAAUAUCUAAACGUGAGGUUCCCUAUUUGUGUCCACAGUGCCAGCUACAGAUUCACUUUAUUUUGUGGCAUAUUAGCUUGGUUUGUAUUAAUUUCAUCAGCAAUAGAGUGACACCAAAGGGAUAGAGAGGUGUUUCAACACAAUUCAGCGGUGUCAUGUCAUAAAUGUUGAAUGUCAGUAUCAUCUUUAUGCAUCUUUUCUAUGUCUAUGUAUUGCCCAUGUUCUCAUACAUAAUGUAUUCUAUUACAUUUGUGCUGAAUGCUCGGGUCUGAGGUAUACAAAAAAAA